Molecule: messenger RNA, 1692 nt
Organism: Trichophyton verrucosum HKI 0517
Lineage: Eukaryota; Fungi; Ascomycota; Eurotiomycetes; Onygenales; Arthrodermataceae
Exons: 4
Biological process (GO): vacuole inheritance; nucleus-vacuole junction assembly
Cellular component (GO): fungal-type vacuole membrane
Molecular function (GO): protein binding; protein-membrane adaptor activity
Source: RefSeq, a predicted model, not a curated record
CGAAAUGAGACAGACUUCUUUACCGGCGAGCCACUUCGGGCUCUCAGCACCCUUGUCUACUCGGAUAACGUCGACCUCCAGCGAAGUGCCAGUCUGACCUUUGCAGAGAUAACGGAGCGAGAUGUCCGUGAAGUCGACCGGGAUACGCUGGAACCCAUAUUAUUCCUGCUCGAGAGCCCUGACAUCGAGGUCCAGCGGGCUGCCAGUGCUGCUCUGGUAUGCCUUUUCUUCUUCUCCUUCUUUUUUUUUUCUUUGGUUUUCUUUGUUUCAUCUACACAGACCUUGGAAGCUGACCAUAUAUUACUCCUAGCCGAGAACAAGGUGUCGAUAGUCAUGUUGGGAGGUCUUGCUCCUCUGAUCCGGCAGAUGAUGUCUACCAACGUCGAGGUGCAGUGCAACGCCGUUGGAUGUAUCACUAACCUGGCUACCCAUGAAGAAAACAAGGCAAAGAUAGCUGGCUCUGGAGCUCUCGGGCCGCUCACCAGACUCGCCAGAUCCAAGGACAUGCGUGUACAGAGGAAUGCGACUGGCGCUCUCCUCAACAUGACUCACUCAGGUACGUAUCCAUGUCAGCAUCUUCGGGUUUGCUCCCCUACUAACAUCUUCAUCCUGACAGACGAAAACAGGCAGCAGCUUGUCCUGGCUGGCGCAAUACCGAUCCUGGUCCAGCUGCUUACCUCACCAGAUGUCGACGUCCAGUACUACUGCACCACGGCGCUUAGCAACAUUGCCGUUGACGCUCUGAACCGGAAGAAGCUUGCGCAGACAGAGUCACGUCUCGUACAGUCUCUAGUUCAACUAAUGGACUCGUCUACCCCCAAAGUACAGUGCCAGGCAGCACUAGCCCUCAGAAACCUAGCUUCAGACGACAAGUAUCAGCUGGAAAUUGUCCGUGCUCGGGGUCUCCCGCCACUGCUUCGGCUACUCCAGUCAUCCUACCUCCCCUUAAUACUCUCUGCGGUGGCGUGCAUCCGCAACAUUUCCAUACACCCAAACAACGAGUCGCCUAUCAUAGACGCAGGCUUCCUCAAACCACUAGUCGACCUUCUUGGCUCUAUUGACAACGAAGAAAUCCAGUGCCACGCUAUUUCUACUCUGCGUAAUCUUGCUGCAAGCUCCGACAGAAAUAAGGAGCUAGUCUUGGAAGCCGGUGCCGUCCAAAAGUGCAAGGAACUUGUGCUACAAGUUCCGCUGACCGUGCAGUCGGAGAUGACGGCUGCCAUAGCCGUCUUGGCGUUAAGUGACGACCUCAAGGGCCGUCUAUUGAAACUUGGAGUCUUUGAAGUACUUAUUCCUCUAACUGCCUCCGAGAGCAUCGAAGUUCAAGGUAAUAGUGCCGCCGCCUUGGGCAAUCUAUCAUCGAAAGUUGGUGAUUACUCUAUCUUCGUUCGAGAUUGGACCGAACCAAAUGGCGGACUUCACGGUUAUCUAAACAGAUUCCUAGCCAGCGGAGAUCCCACUUUCCAACAUAUCGCAAUUUGGACUCUUUUGCAACUGAUAGAGUCAGAAGACAAACGACUUAUCGGCUUUAUCACUCGCUCCGAAGAUAUAAUACAGCUAGUACGCGCGAUUGCAAACAAGAAUCUUGAGUCCGACGAUGAAGGCGAAGACGGCGAAGAAGGCACCGCCGAAGUCAUCGCCCUCGCACAGAGAUCCCUCGAGCUUCUCGGUUUCGACUCCAAGCACAGCUGA